Plasmopara halstedii is the source of this 2286-nucleotide messenger RNA. RefSeq names its product anaphase-promoting complex. Gene Ontology annotation, molecular function: ubiquitin protein ligase binding. Gene Ontology annotation, cellular component: anaphase-promoting complex. The transcript has 9 exons. Lineage: Eukaryota; Oomycota; Peronosporomycetes; Peronosporales; Peronosporaceae. Gene Ontology annotation, biological process: ubiquitin-dependent protein catabolic process. The record is from RefSeq and is a predicted model, not a curated record. The coding region runs from base 1 to 2286 and encodes 761 amino acids.
AUGAGCACCCUGGGCGUAAACCGCGAGCUUUUAUGGCGCAAACUCUUUGCGUUCGAUGACGAUGUCUCCACUAGUGCACAGCAAAAUAGCGAAUAUCAGCGCAAGAUAAUUGAAAAUGCUGUAGUUCAUGGGCGUCACGAGCCUCUGCGUGAGAUGCUGUUGCAGCGACUCGGUUACUGGUUACGUUCGGAUAUCGUACCGCCUUUUUGGGGCUUUUUUGACCCAAUUUCGGCCAAAAUCAAACGCAAUAGGAACAGCAAGCAAGACCGUAGACGAGUGGCUUUGCUGUGUGCGCAACAGCUCACAUUAGCACUGCAGUUUGCCAAGGAAGCCUUUGCCCACUGCGUCGAGAUCGCUAGCCUCUUUGACGAUCAUGUACAGCUUAGAAGAGGUCAGUGGACAAUGUUACAAGAACUUCAAAUUCGAUUUCGCACUUUAGUGUUUGAAGACUUGCGGUCAGUUGAAAAAUUUGAAGAAUUGUUGAUCAUUUUCUUCUCUAUGAGCUUUUACAAAUUUCGAGGCAAGGAGCAGUCCGAAGUUUUCAAUUCAGGACCGAUACAACAAAUUCUGUUGCAGCUCGAGUGGCUACAUGUGGUAGAAUCUGCUUUAUUACGAGUAUUAUAUUCGCAAAUUAAGAGACAGGUCAAGACGACAUGUGGAGAAGUGUACGACGAACUGUUUUUGGCAGAUGUAGAGCAGUGGACAUGCUCUGACUUGAUGCCAUGGCUUAAGGAGACAUUGCAGACGAACGAUGAAGUAAUUUUUAGUAAGUGGAAAAAGAUUGUAUCGCAACAUACACUUGAAGAAUUUGGCAGUCUACGCAUCAAGCAACUAUUUGAGAUUAUCAAAGAGUUUCCCGAUAGUAUACCAGCAUUAGAAGAUCUACGACAAUGUCUUGAGCGUACCCAGCAGCAUGGCGAGCUUGUGCAAGAAUUUCGACGUGCGUUGCAGUCACGAUUAUUACAGCCAGGCGCUAAUACGUCGGCGAUUCUCGACAUUUAUGUGUCUGCCAUCAAGGCCUUCCAACUGUUAGAUCCCAAGGGUGUAUUGCUCGAAGGCCUGAGUGGUCCUAUCAAAGAGUAUUUGAGGAAACGCAAAGAUACAGUUCGAUGCAUUGUUCAGAGUCUUACAGAAGAGCAAAGUGGUGAUCUAUUCGAGGAGCUUCGUCGAGACAAUAUGCGUAUGAUCCAGCACGACGAUGACAGCGAUGACGACGAGGACAUAUCACCCGACUCGUGGGAACCAGAUCCGAUUGAUGCGGAUCCGACAAAAUCGUCACGCAGUCGAAGCAGUGAUGAUAUUUUAAGAAUUCUUGUUAAUAUAUAUGGAAGUCGCGAAUUGUUUGUAAACGAAUAUCGGAUAAUGCUGGCAGAUAAAUUGUUGCAGAAUCUCGAAUUCGAUACAGAUCGUGACGUGCAGACACUAGAGUUACUGAAGUUGCGGUUUGGUGAGGACAGCUUGCAGCAGUGCGAAAUCAUGGUGCGCGAUGUUGAUGAUUCAAAGCGACUCAACCGAAAUGCUUUGUCAGCAAUGGAGAACUUUGCAAUAAUGAAGGAAGCAUCGACUGAUAACUCACUCGCUCAUUCAACGACACCAUCUAGCUACGUCGAUGCGACGAUUGUUUCGCAGCAAUUUUGGCCUCCUCUACAAGGCGAAGAUUUUAAACUGCACUCAAAAGUCUCAAAGGAUAUUGACGCAUUUAAAGAAGCCUAUAGCGUAUUGCGAAACCCUCGUUCAUUAGACUGGAAUGCUUCACUUGGAUCAGUACAGCUCUCAAUCGAACUCGAGAAUGAAGUCCGCGAAUUCACUUUAUCACCGAUUCAAGCUACCAUCAUUUUACAUUUUGAAGAUAAAAAUCGGUGGAAGAUCGAGGAACUUGCGGCGCAGCUCGAAAUUUCAGACGACCUGUUAUUAAAGCACAUUUCUGUGUGGAUCAAUCACGGGCUAAUAUCUUUUGCAUCGGGGCGUAAAGAGCUAGUGGGUAGCAAAUCGUACGAGGACACGCGGUGUGACAACGACUUAGUAAUUGAAGAGCUUGAAACUGCUGUGUCGUCGGAUGCGCAAGCACAUGAAGAUCUCAAGGUAUUGGAAGCCUAUAUUGUUGGUAUGCUCUCGAACUUUGGAUCGCUUACUAUCCAGCGGAUCCACAACAUGCUUGCAACCUUUGCGAGAAGUGGCACGCAGCCCUACACCAAGACGAUUUCGGGACUUUCAGUGGUUCUCGGAAAGCUCGUCAGCAAUGGCAAGUUAGAAUUCUUUAACGGCCAAUACCAACUAGCCAAAUAG